AUGACUGACCCCAGCGCGCCUUCAGAGGAGGACGCUAGAAGGGCACGCAUAGAGAGACACCGCGAUGUGGUCGACAUGCUGGCUAAGGGCAUGACGAACGUCAAUCUCCGAUCGAGUGAAGAUUGGAGUGCUCUUGCACGCGACAACCAGACAAAGGCCGCCGAAGAGCUCAAGAAAGAGAGGGAAACGUGCGACACCAAGAUCGAGAAGAUGAGAGCGGAGUGCGAUGCAAAGGUUAAAGAGGCGGACGACAAGGUCAAGGAAGCCCAGAUUACUGCGCAACAGAACUCAAACAACCUCUACAAGAUGUCGGUCAACAAAGCUGCCGUUGAGAAGCGACUGGAGACCCAAGAUGCAGAAGUCAAGCGCCUGCAGACGUUCGCAGACUCGAGCGCUGAGAACACCAUGCUCAAGUCGACUGUGGCGAAGCUGCAAGCCCAGCUUGAUGCCGCGACCGCUACAUCCUUCAAAGAGGCAGCUGAAAUACGGACGGAGGCUUCCAUCGAUUUUGCAAUAUCUGCAGCGACACGCGAAGCUGACAUCGCGCGUGAAAUGUUACAAAAGACGGAAGACAACAUAGCCUCUGAGCUCGACUCCCGCGAUACUAAUAUCGCAGCCCUCGAAGCGACUAUCGCGGCCCUCAAGGACUGGAUCGCCGCAGACCAGGUCACUAAGGCUGAUCUACGCGAGACUAUGCGAGACUACCGUCUGCAGCUUAAGGAGAUGCAAACUACCAUCGACCAGCGAUCCGCCGCCAUGGAAAAGCUGACCGAGGCCUACGACAAGGUCACGACUACGAACAGCAACCUCUACCAACAGCUCCACGAAGCUCACCUUCUGACCCUGACGAGUCACGAAAGUAACACGUUGACUCAAUAA
Alternaria conjuncta is the source of this 879-nucleotide messenger RNA. RefSeq lists its product as uncharacterized. The record is from RefSeq and is a predicted model, not a curated record. Lineage: Eukaryota; Fungi; Ascomycota; Dothideomycetes; Pleosporales; Pleosporaceae. The transcript is spliced from 2 exons. Bases 1 to 879 code for a protein of 292 amino acids.